AUGGCAGCCACGGCGACCGCGGUGGUUGCGGAGGAGGACACGGAGCUGCGGGACCUUCUGGUGCAGACGCUGGAGAACAACGGGGUCCUGAACCGGAUCAAGGCUGAACUUCGAGCAGCUGUGUUUUUGGCACUAGAAGAACAAGAAAAAGUAGAGAACAAAACACCUUUAGUCAACGAGAGUCUGAAGAAAUUUUUAAAUACAAAGGAUGGUCGGCUUGUGGCCAGUCUGGUUGCGGAAUUUCUUCAGUUUUUCAAUCUGGACUUCACGUUGGCCGUCUUUCAGCCAGAAACCAGCACGUUUCAAGGUCUGGAAGGUCGAGAGAACUUGGCCCGAGAUCUGGGCAUCAUCGAAGCUGAGGGCACAGUGGGCGGGCCUCUACUACUAGAGGUGAUUCGGUGCUGUCAGCAAAAAAAGAAAAGUGUGGCCAGCAGGGAGAUGAGCGCGGCCAGCGGGGAGGGUGUCCUAGAGCUCUCUGAUGUACAUUCUCCACCGAAAUCCCCUGAUUCAAAGUCAAGUUCACAGACUGUUCCGAGUAAGAUACCAAGGUAUAAAGGACAAGGUAAAAAGAAGAAAAGCGGGCAGAAGCCCGGUCCGAAGAGCCAGAGCGGCACAUGUGCCUCCUCCUCGGACCCCAAGAGCCCAAGUGGUCGCCACUUCCUGGCCCAUGAGACAAAGCCUGGGUCUCUCUUAAGCACCAAGUCCUUAGACAUCGAAAACAAAGCUGGUCUUUGUCCCGAUGAAGACGACUUGGACGGCGACUCUUUCUUCGAUGACCCCAUCCCCAAACCAGACAAGACGUAUGGUUGGAGAGGCGAACCCGGCAAGCAGGGCAGCAGCCUGGCAACCCUCUCAGACGCACCCCCCCUGAAGAGCGGGCUCAGCUCCCUGGUGGGAGCCCCAUCCUUGAAGGACCCUGACAGUAAAAAGGGAAACGCAGUUUUGAGAGAUCUGAAGUUAGUCAGUGAGAAAAUUGGUUCCCUUGGUCUGGGGUCUGGGGAAGAAGAUGAUUAUGCUGAUGACUUUAACAGCACCAGCCACCGCUCAGAAAAAAGUGAGAUGAGUAUAGGCGAGGAGAUCGAAGAAGACCUUUCCGUGGAGGUGGAUGACGUCAACACCAGCGACAAGCUUGACGACCUCACCCAAGACCUGUCUGUCUCCCAGCUCAGCAGUGUGGCCGAUUACCUGGAAGACGUGGCGUAG
Elephantulus edwardii (Cape elephant shrew) is the source of this 1203-nucleotide messenger RNA. RefSeq names its product FGFR1 oncogene partner (gene CEP43). The record is from RefSeq and is a predicted model, not a curated record. Gene Ontology annotation, molecular function: protein binding. Gene Ontology annotation, cellular component: centrosome. The coding region runs from base 1 to 1203 and encodes 400 amino acids. The transcript has 13 exons. Gene Ontology annotation, biological process: microtubule anchoring. NCBI's taxonomy places the organism in Eukaryota, Metazoa, Chordata, Mammalia, Macroscelidea, Macroscelididae.